Molecule: messenger RNA, 4580 nt
Organism: Ceratitis capitata (Mediterranean fruit fly)
Lineage: Eukaryota; Metazoa; Arthropoda; Insecta; Diptera; Tephritidae
Gene: tyn
Exons: 9
Coding region: 908-3049 (713 amino acids)
Source: RefSeq, a predicted model, not a curated record
UGAUGUGGUAACAACGUUCGCUGGAAAAACCGUACGCUGCAAAGUCCGCACGCACACACACACACACGCAUACAUACAAACAGUGCUUCUUUGCUCUUGAGGUGAAGAGGAAAGAAUAGAAUUGUGAAAGAAAACUCUUGAAGUGGCAGUGAAAAAACGAAAUUCGGAAAAAGCCUCCUGCUGAGUGUUCGAAAUCAAUGAAAAAACAGAAACUAAAAAAUUCAAAUACUCAAAUAUUCGUGGAUUUUUGGUGUGAAAUCGUCGCGUAAUUUUUUGUGGCGAAUUUGGAUGUAAACUGAAAUUAUUCCCUUACUUUGUGCUGAGACUCCUUUCUUGAGUUUUUUUUUUUGAAAAUAUAUACAAAUAUAUGGAAAUAUAUUUCUAAAAUAUACGAAAAAAUAUAAAAAAAUUGUGAAAUAAAAAUAAGAAAGUUGAGAAAGAAGAAGAAUAAACACAAACGGGCAAUAAAAUACUCAACAAAUAAAAAGUAUUAACUGCAACAAGUGCAACAACUUCUAACUUGAAAGAAAUAAAAAGAUUUCACUAGAAGAAUAAAUAACCCAAAAACAUAAAACACAAAAGCAAACUUAAAAAGAAGACGUAGCAGAUCAAAGUGUGGAAAUCGGAGAUUUUAAACCUAAAAAUUGUAAAAAUACAAACAUCCGCCAUCAACUGGAUAUCUGCCCAUUUUGGAUACACCAAGUAAUCCUGCGAUUUAUCCGAUUCAUCCUAAAAGUGUUUAAAGUACUCUUACAAAGUGCUUCUUCUUCGUCUUCUCUGUGGGGAUCAGCUGCUACGUUUUAGCGCUGCCAGCUGAAAACAAGGCUCCUUGGCCACUAUAAGUUCACCUACCGAUAGUCGUUGCGCUACUGUGACUGCUGCAAUAAAAAAUAUUAACAAAAUAAAGAUGCGAUUAUUGUACCGCGACAACCGUCCACUUAACAUGUCGCCCACCACCGCCAGCAUGCGCUUUGCUCUCGUCCUAUGCCUAGCCAUCGCCCUGCUACCCAGCCCGGCCGCGGCGCGCAUGGCUUUUGAGAAGCUGACAGACUUCGACUUCGCCGGCACCACAUACUACAGCGUCAAGAAUUUGUCACUGUACGAGUGUCAGGGCUGGUGUCGCGAGGAGGCUGACUGUCAAGCGGCCGCAUUCAGUUUUGUCGUCAAUCCGCUAUCGCCAUCGCAGGAGACACACUGUCAACUGCAGAACGACUCAUCCGCACACAAUCCCUCUGCUGCGCCGCAACGUUCGGCGAACAUGUACUACAUGGUCAAGUUGCAGCUGCGCAGCGAGAAUGUCUGUCAUCGGCCGUGGGCGUUCGAGCGUGUACCCAAUAAGAUAAUACGUGGUCUGGAUAAUGCGCUCAUUUACACCAGCACUAAGGAGGCCUGCUUGUCGGCUUGCUUGAAUGAGAAACGUUUCGUUUGCCGUUCCGUCGAAUAUGAUUACAAUAAUAUGAAAUGUGUGCUGAGUGACUCGGACCGCCGCAGUUCGGGACAGUUUGUGCAGCUGGUCGAUGCACAAGGCACCGAUUACUUUGAGAAUUUGUGCUUGAAGCCGGCGCAGGCGUGUAAGAAUAAUCGCUCGUUUGCUGUCGCACGUGUGGGCGUGUCGGAGGAGAAGGUGGCUCAGUAUGUGGGCCUGCAUUACUACACGGAUAAGGAAUUGCAAGUGACGUCGGAGUCGGCGUGUCGUUUGGCUUGUGAAAUUGAGACAGAGUUCUUGUGUCGCUCAUUCUUGUAUCUCGGCCAACCACAGGGCUCCCAGUACAACUGCCGUUUAUUCCAUUUGGAUCAUAAGACGCUGCCGGAUGGCCCCUCGACUUAUCUCAAUCAUGAACGUCCACUCAUCGAUCACGGCGAGCCAAUCGGUCAGUAUUUCGAGAACGCCUGCGAGAAGACGAGUUCACCACCUGGCACUCUGGAUAAAUUGGAUACACUCCCAGUGAGCUUAGACACCACUGAGGAUCCCAACCUGACCAACAUCACCAGAAACGAUGUCAAUUGCGAUAAGACCGGCACCUGCUAUGAUGUUUCGGUUCACUGCAAAGACACACGUAUCGCCGUCCAAGUUCGUACCAAUAAACCUUUCAACGGUCGUAUCUAUGCGCUGGGACGUUCUGAGACCUGUAACAUUGAUGUCAUUAACUCGGAUGCCUUCCGCUUGGAUCUCACAAUGGCUGGACAAGACUGCAACACGCAGAGUGUGACCGGCGUCUAUUCAAACACCGUCGUCCUGCAACAUCACAGCGUCGUCAUGACCAAAGCCGAUAAGAUCUACAAAGUCAAGUGCACGUACGACAUGAGCUCGAAGAACAUCACAUUCGGCAUGAUGCCUAUACGCGAUCCAGAAAUGAUCCAUAUCAACUCAUCACCUGAGGCGCCACCACCAAGAAUUCGCAUACUCGAUACACGUCAACGCGAGGUGGAAACUGUACGCAUCGGAGAUCGUCUCAACUUCCGCAUUGAAAUACCAGAAGACACUCCCUAUGGCAUCUUUGCCCGUUCCUGCGUCGCCAUGGCUAAGGAUGCUCGCACCAGUUUCAAGAUCAUCGAUGACGAUGGCUGUCCCACCGAUCCUACCAUCUUCCCAGGCUUUACCGCUGACGGCAAUGCACUGCAAUCAACCUAUGAAGCUUUCCGUUUCACCGAGAGUUAUGGUGUCAUCUUCCAGUGUAACGUUAAGUACUGUCUGGGUCCAUGCGAACCGGCCGUGUGCGAAUGGAAUAUGGAAUCGUUUGAGUCGCUGGGCAGAAGGCGCCGUCGCGCUGUGGAGAGCAACGAGACAAAGGAGGCUGAUGAUGAUAUGAAUAUCUCGCAAGAGAUUCUAGUCUUGGACUUUGGCGAUGAGAAACGUGAAUUCUUCAAGGCGGAUCCCAGCACAGAUUUCGCCAAAGAUAAGACUGUCACCAUCAUCGAACCCUGCCCCACAAAGACCUCGGUCUUGGCGCUGGCCGUCACAUGUGCGCUCAUGAUUUUGCUCUACAUUUCGACGUUGUUCUGUUAUUACAUGAAGAAAUGGAUGCAACCUCACAAGAUCGUAGCAUAAAGCAAGGAUUGAGCUUCCUUCGCACAAACGCACUCACACACACACAUGAAGAGAGGAUAACAAAAAUCGCAUGGAACACAGGGGUUAAUGGACUAAAAAUCAGCAAAGUACUUUAAAGAAAGACAUAACAAAUGAUAUUAAGUUUUACAAAAGAAUAUUGAAAAAACAUUCUAAAAAAUAUUUUUUUAACAAAAUUUUUCAAAACUAGUUUUAAGUUUAAUUUUAAACAAAGAAUAAUGCAUUUCAUAAUCUUAAGCUUAGCAAGAGUCUACAACAAAACAAAAUAACUAAACAGCUACCUUCACCCUCAAUUCAGGUGGUAGAGAGCGGUUAAGAGUUUUCGGAGCUUUCGAAAAGCUUUGUACUUUUCUAACGGGGUAAAUUUGGACAAAGAAAUAUGCAAUAAUAAUUAAUAAAUAAAAUAAAUUAUUAGUAUUAGCUUAAUCAAAACACUAAGUUCUGCACAUAUAUGAAAGCUCAGUGUAGUAGAGCUUUCAUUUACAACUUUAGUCUUAAUAUUAAAAUUAUAUUCCUACAUACAUACUUAUAUUUAUUUAUAACUAAACACAUACUACUACAUAUAUCUUAUGGACUGUUUAUGAGCGUGAGAAAUAUGAAAGCGUCUAAGAAGCUUUCACGCAAAAAUAUAAGCUCUCGAAAAAAAGGUGGAGAAAUAGUGAAAGAAUACUGUGACUUUAAAUAUAGUGACUUAACAAAUUCGUGUAGUACUUAAGCUUUAAAGUGCUUUUUUUGAACUUACAAAAAGGUGGUGCAUACAGAGACCUUAAGCAAUAUCCAUUUCAGUGUGUGUUACACUUGAUAAACUUAUGGUGUAUCAACUUUAAAACUUUGUAUUUUAUUUAACACUAGAAAGCUUUUAAAGCUUUUGACAGAGCUUAUGAAGGUACUGUUAUACAAAGAGCUGAGGGAACUUUCGAUAAUUUGAUAAAAAAAAACUAAACGGUUAAAAGAAAAAGGCUUUAAAACGCAAUGUUUUUGACUUCAACGCGGUAAUUCAAUUGUGAAGUGCUUUAAAGAAAGCUCUUAAGCUUUUAAGGUCACUUAUAUAUGUACAUAUUUUCACGCUCUGGUCCCUCUCUCACUACCAUCUAACUUCUUUGCCUAAAACAAAAUGUUUAUUAGUAUUUAUCUAAAGCUUAACUACCAAGCAACAAGGCGCACUUUCUAUGAGGUUCCGAAAUCUCAAUCAUCUCCAAAACAUAUUUCGGAAUCUACGCAUAGAGAUUGAGCUUUGGCUAUGGACAAAAAAUAAAAAUAAAAAUAAAAAAUGAAAUUAUUUUAUAUAUUCACGCAGGCUUUUUAUACUCUUGCUUUCGAGUUUAUUUAUUUAAUUGUAUUUAAUAUUUAACUAAUUUAUGUUUAAUGUCUAAACAAAAAAAAAUUAAGUAAAAUAAAAUAAAAUAAAUAAAAAUCAUAAAACGAAGAACGGAAAACUGUGCUUAUUUAUGUUGCAUUUAUCAAACAAAUAGUAAGAAAAAUUAGAAUUUUAGCAAAUUAUUAAAAUAAAAAA